UUAUAAAAUAGUCUUUUGGUCGUUCUAAAUUAUUUUUAUUGAUUUUUAAUUUAAAUUGUUAUGGCAAUUUAAUUUCUGUUGUUGUUUUCCUCAUUUCAGUUAUGAAUGAUACAUCUGAAGUCGGUAUUUUAUCCAGUGAUUCCAGCGAGUCAAGUAGCAGUGGCAGUUCCAGCAGCUCGGAUUCCAGUGAUUCUGAAGCUGAAAAUGACCGUGAACAGAAAUCUCAUAGUUUAGGUCAUACCAUUAAUGGUGGCGAUGGAACUCCAAAUAGCCAGUCAUCAAUCUUUUCCAGUAUGCCUAAAUUCAGCCAAUUGAGUGAAGAUUUGCAACUGAGUGAAUCCGGAAGCGAAAGCGAUUAAAGAACAAAAAAUAAAUAAACUCAAUUCCAAACACAUAAAUAACAAACUGGGAUGUUCCAACGGUUACGUGAAAGUUGCCACUUGAACGAUAUAUCUGUGAUAUCUCUACAGAAUCCGUAAAUAGUAUCAACUCUUCUCUUCCCCCACAAAAUUAACGUACCCAAGAAGGAAUGACUCGGCUCGCUCGGUAAUUUAUCAAAAUUAUUAAUGGAUUUUGCUCACGUUGAUUCCGGUCUUCCUUCCCGCUCGUAAACGCAACUCUGCGCCCAUAUUUUUCCAGUCGGCAUACCCAAAUGCUAUUUUUAAAAUUUUGUGAUAAAAAAAAAAAAAACAUUCUUAGAUCUUUAUCUAUUUCCGGAAAGCGGAUUUACAAAU
Molecule: messenger RNA, 734 nt
Organism: Centruroides sculpturatus (bark scorpion)
Lineage: Eukaryota; Metazoa; Arthropoda; Arachnida; Scorpiones; Buthidae
Product: suppressor protein SRP40-like
Exons: 3
Coding region: 102-359 (85 amino acids)
Source: RefSeq, a predicted model, not a curated record